Molecule: messenger RNA, 3310 nt
Organism: Vitis riparia (riverbank grape)
Lineage: Eukaryota; Viridiplantae; Streptophyta; Magnoliopsida; Vitales; Vitaceae
Product: probable LRR receptor-like serine/threonine-protein kinase At1g07650
Exons: 24
Coding region: 23-3031 (1002 amino acids)
Biological process (GO): protein phosphorylation
Molecular function (GO): protein kinase activity; ATP binding; protein binding
Source: RefSeq, a predicted model, not a curated record
UCUAGCAAAUUCAAGGAGAGAGAUGGCCACAGUUGUUCAUAUUCCCCUGCUCAUCUUGCUUCUACAUACAUGCUUUGGCUCAACAAGUGUUGAAGCACUAGCUGGACAUCUUCCUGAUGAAGAAAAGGGAGUUCUGAAAGAAAUAGCUGAACAAUUGGGCAAGAAGGAUUGGAAAUUUGAACUAAACCCUUGUGAUGGGAACUCCAACUGGAACACGCUAGGCUCGAGAUCAAAUCCAUUCUAUAACAAUACAAUCACCUGCAAUUGCUCCUUCCCUAAUGGUGAAUGCCAUGUUGAUAGCAUAUCUCUCAAAGGGCAGGAUCUUGCUGGUGUGCUUCCACCUGCCCUAGCGAAACUAUCCUACCUCAAAACAAUUCAUUUGACUAGGAACUAUCUCAGUGGUAACAUACCCCCUGAAUGGGAAACUACAAAGUUAGAAACUCUGUCCAUUUCUAUGAACCGAUUAUCAGGACGAAUCCCAAACUUCUUGGGGAAUAUUACCACCCUUAAAAAUUUGGGUCUUGAUGCCAACCAGUUUUCUGGAACUGUUCCCCCUGAGCUUGGCAAACUGGUCGACUUGCAGAAGCUCAUUCUUAAUUCUAACAAUCUCACUGGACCAUUGCCUCAAGCGCUUGCUCACCUAACUAAUUUGAAAGAGCUUAGGAUUAGUAGCAACAAUUUCACUGGAAAAAUACCCAGUUUCAUUCAAAGUUGGAAGCAACUUGAGCAAUUAGAGAUCCAAGCUAGUGGUUUGGAAGGGCCCAUACCUUCUAAUAUUUCAAUCUUGAGUAAUUUAAUUGAACUAAGAAUUAGUGACUUAAAUGGAGAGGGUUCCACUUUUCCACCCCUAAGAAGCAUGAAAAGAAUGUACAAGUUGAUGUUGAGGGGCUGUAAUAUCUCAGGACCAAUCCCCCCAUAUAUAGCAGAGAUGACAGCAUUGAGAUUUUUAGAUCUCAGCUUCAACAAGUUGAACGGAGAGAUUCCAAAUCUUGAUGGCCUAACAAACAUGGAGGUCAUGUGUCUGACAGGCAACCGACUUAAUGGAAAUAUUCCAGAUGGAAUCAAGGGAAGGCAGAGCCGCACUGAAAUAGAUCUUUCUUACAAUAACUUCUCUGAGCAAUCUGCACCACCCUCUUGUCGAGAUAGCUUGAACUUGUUCAGAAGCUUUUCUGAGGAGGGGAACUUAGAACUUGGUGGGUGCCUGAAAAACUAUCCUUGUCAAAAAGAUCGUUAUUCAUUGCAUAUAAAUUGUGGUGGAGAGAAAUCUACGAUUGGAAAUGUUGUUUAUGAAGGGGAUCAAUAUGAAGGAGGCUCAGCAAAAUUUCAUCCUAUGACUGAUUAUUGGGGAUUUAGUAGCACUGGACACUUCUGGGAUCAUAACAGAACCAUAAAUGAUUACAUAGCACAAAAUGUAUCCGUACUUGGAAUGGACCACUCUGAGUUGUACACCAGAGCACGACUUUCUCCUCUGUCUUUUACUUACUAUGGGCGCUGCUUAGCGGAUGGGAACUAUACAGUAAAAAUUCACUUUGCAGAGAUAAUUAUCAGAGGCAAUAAAUCCUUUCAUAGCCUUGGCAGACGGAUUUUUAAUGUUUAUAUUCAGGGAAAGUUGGAAUUGGAGGAUUUUAAUAUUGUACAAGCAGCACAAGGGGUUGAUAAGGUAGUUGUAAAAGAAUUUAAAGCAGUUGUGAAGAAUAAAACUUUAGAGAUCCGCUUUCAUUGGGCUGGCAAGGGAACAACAGCUAUACCAAGGAGAGGAAUCUAUGGUCCUCUCAUAUCAGCUAUUUCUGUGGAAUCUGAUUUCAAGCCUCCUUCUAAUGGCAAAAAGAAGAUACUCAUUGCAGUUCUAGUUUCAGUAUUGGUUUUCAUUUUCACAAUUUUGGGCCUUAUUUGCUGGAAAUGCUACUUUGGACAGAGAACAUCAAGAGAACAAGAGUUGAGAGGAUUAGAUCUGCAAACUGGUUCAUUUACCUUGAGACAAAUUAAAGCUGCUACAAAUAGCUUUGAUGCUGCAAACAAGAUUGGAGAAGGAGGUUUUGGAUUUGUCUACAAGGGUACAUUAUUAGAUGGUACCAUAAUUGCAGUGAAGCAACUUUCCACCAAGUCAAAGCAAGGAAGUCGUGAAUUUGUGAAUGAAAUUGGAAUGAUUUCUGCUUUACAACACCCAAAUCUUGUAAGAUUAUAUGGAUGUUGUGUUGAAGGAAAUCAACUGAUAUUGGUAUAUGAAUACAUGGAGAACAAUAGUCUCGCUCGGGCUUUAUUUGGUCAAGUGGAAUACCGAUUAAAUUUGGACUGGUCCACGAGGCAGAGGAUUUGUGUUGGCAUAGCAAGAGGUUUGGCUUUCCUGCAUGAAGGAUCAACACUGAAAAUUGUUCAUAGAGACAUAAAAGCAAAUAACAUACUACUGGAUAAGAAUCUUAAUCCUAAGAUCUCUGAUUUUGGUCUGGCGAAACUUGAUGAAGAAGAGAACACCCAUAUUAGCACCAGAGUUGCUGGAACCAUUGAUGUUUUGGGGUUAUUGUGCAGAGGAUACAUGGCACCAGAGUAUGCAUUAUGGGGUUAUUUAACCUAUAAAGCUGAUGUAUACAGUUUUGGGGUUGUUGCUUUGGAACUUGUUGCGGGGAAGAACAACAUGAAAUAUAGACCAAAUGAGGAUUACGUUUGUCUUCUAGAUCGGGCCUUUGUUUUACAACAGAAGGGAAAUUUAAUGGAGCUAGUGGAUCCAAACUUGGGGACUCAGUUCAAAAAGGAAGAGGCCAUAAGGAUGAUUAAAGUUGCCCUACUAUGCACCAAUGCAUCUCCCGCACUUAGACCUACCAUGUCUGCAGUGGUGAGCAUGCUCAAAGGUCAAACUGUCGUUCAGGAAUACCCUCUGAAUCCUCGUAUUUAUGGUGAUGAAUUUGGGUUUGAAGCCCUCAGAGGCCAGCAUGAUCAGACACAAUUACAGAGCUCAAGUGAAAUUGAGCCCCUCACUCAUUCAUCACGUACAGCACGGAGUGGAUCUUCCUUUACAUCUUCCCAAGAUCUAUAAAAUGUCUCUACCUUGCCUUGUAUUAAUUCAGUCAUGGUGAGAAUUUUUCUUUGGUAGCUAGUAUUUUGUCAGUGCUCUACUUAUUGUUGGAAGUUGUUACUUCAUUUUGAGGCAAAAGUGAUCCAUUUUAAUUCCAAAUACAAAGAAAAAGUACUUUCAAAUUGCUUAUCAAACAGUAUAUUAUUCAGCCUUCUUGUUAUGCAUUCCAAACCAUAGAUGUCACAUGUUGGUUAACUCCAUUUGUAAAUAAGAAGUAUUAAUAAAGAUCUACAUUCAUUA